Messenger RNA from Lodderomyces elongisporus, 3333 nucleotides. It is a transcript of the gene VPS11, whose product is annotated as tethering complex subunit. Lineage: Eukaryota; Fungi; Ascomycota; Pichiomycetes; Serinales; Debaryomycetaceae. Gene Ontology annotation, biological process: vacuole organization; organelle fusion; endosome organization. Gene Ontology annotation, cellular component: HOPS complex; endosome. The record is from RefSeq and is a predicted model, not a curated record. The transcript has a single exon. The coding region runs from base 1 to 3333 and encodes 1110 amino acids. Gene Ontology annotation, molecular function: protein binding; protein-macromolecule adaptor activity.
AUGACACUGUUAUCCACGUGGACGCAGUUCCAAUUGUUUGAUUAUACCCCGGUAAGGGAUCCUGCGUUUCAAUCGGAUGAUCCUUUGUUUUCGGACCCUUCAUUAAGUGCGAUAAGUGCUACAAAAACAUACUUGAUUAUUGCCGUCAACAAUUGUGAGUUGAAAAUCAUUGACCCUCAAACUUACACCAAGUUGGGCCAAUUUCAAGCAUAUGAUUCGGAUUAUAGAAUAACAUUUAUUAAACCACUACGCAACUCUGGGAACUUGGUUGUGACCCUUGCAGAGAAACAAGGGUUUCCAUUGAUUAUAAAGCUAUGGGACAUUACCAAAAUAUUGAAUAUCGCCAGCUUGGAGUACUCAGAAUAUAAGUUCAAGUUUCAAACUCAAGUAUCAGUGUACAACCAUGCCUCUGGUACUGGUGGCGGGUCUCAAGAUAAUUCAUUUCCUGUAAGUUGUUUUGUUUUCAACUUUGACUUGACGUGUCUUGCCGUGGGCUAUACUGAUGGCAAAGUGAUCCUAAUCAGGGGAGACCUUUUACGAGAUCGUGGGUCAAAACAGAGGGUAGUUUAUGAAAGUGGAAGUGACCCUAUUACCAAUUUACAAAUUGACGAGAGCGACCAAAUCCUAUAUGUUACAACAACUUCAAAGGUAAUUACCGUAGCGACAACUGGUAGGAAUCAAGGUAAACCACUUAAUAUUCUCUCACGGAAACAGGGAGCCGCAUUAGGGUGUUGUGAAUUAUUGCAACAACAAGAAACACAAGAAACACAGGAAACACAGGAAACAAAAGAAAUACAAGAAAUACAAGAAUCACGAAGAACACGAAAAACAUUGGAGAUAUCAGAAAAACACAAACACCAAAGAAAUGAAGAGCUAUUGGUUGCUCUGGAGGAUUCUUUAACGCAAUACAAUGCAGAGAGAAAAGUGAAAACUAUUCCGCUCCACAUUUUCAAGUCACGAAUAAUAGCAUUAGGUCAACAUGUUUUUAUGGUGUGCCCCGAAGAGGAUGGCAAAGGGUUGAAAACGAGAAUAAUUGCUGUUGACUUGAGAAACUUUCACAUUUCCUUAAAUUUGUUGCUUAACGAUAUUGCAGUGAAGGCUAUUUUCAAGCUGGAUAAUAAACAUGUCUUUAUUCUAACUAACGAUGGGGUUUUGUACAAAGUGUUUGAAAAGCCCGCAAAUCAACAGAUUGAGAUAAUUGUUCAGAGAGGAUUAUUCUCUGUGGCUUUUACUUUGGCCAAACAACUACAGCUUCCCACAAGCACAUUGUUAAGAAUACAGAACUUACAUGCCGAUCAUCUUUACAAUGAUCAAUACUAUGAGGAAGCCAUUGACAUUUAUAUCAAAUGUUUAGAACUUUUGGAAGAAGAAAAGAAAAAGAACGAGACAAACAAAAAUAUACAAGGAAGAACUGAACGAGCUCAAAGAAGUGAAGAAAGACACGGAGAAAGAGGAAUGGGAGGCUACAUAAUGAAAAGAACAGAUAAAGGCGACGAUAAUAAAGACGACGAUGCAAUGGCUGAAUUUAUAAUGGGCGUGAUUACCAAGUAUAAAGAUGCCUCAAAUAUGAAGUCGUUGGUCAAGUUCCUUCAAAGGUUAUAUAACAAAAAUAUUGCCGAUAUUGACCACAUCACUUUAUUGCUUUGCUGUCUUUGCAAGCUCCAGAGAACGGAUGAAUUAGAUCAUUUUAUUGAAAAUCUUGAUUUGAGCAUAGAAAACUUACAAAACCUAAAUUUCCAACUCAUUAUCAAUCUAUUCAAAGAGUUUGGCUUUUAUACGCAAGUUUUGAAGCUUCUUCAUAAACUACAACAAUCGAAAUUGAUUGUUGAUUUGCAGCUAAACGAACUAAAAAGCCCCAAAUUGGCUUUGAAAUAUAUGAAGACUUUAACCAUUGAUGAUUUGUUACUAAUUUUGAUUGAUCAUACCAAAGCUUUACUAGAUAAUUGUCCAGUUGAGACUACUGAGCUCCUUAUAGACGUAUUUACAGGUAAAUACAAGGCAUGCGAUCCUGAGGAGCCUGCAAAGAGUAUAAGUAGUAACAGCGAAAAAAAUGGCGACACAGCGCUUGAAAAAGAAUCUUCAGUCGAGCCAUCCAAUUACCAAUCAUUUUUGAGCUACUUGUCACUUAUUCGACCCGAGACAAGAGAAGAUGACCAGGAAUUUUUGUCUUCCUCUACAUCUGCAAACAGACAGCAGAAUGCCGAACCGACUUAUCUACCACCGAAACCAAAUUUGAUCUUUUCUAGCUUUACCGAGAGUCAUAACUACGAGUUUGUCAUAUUCCUUGAGGCUUGCAUUGAAGCAUAUGAUAAAUUUCAAGGGAGUAUCACGGAUAAAAAAGAAGUUCUCUUGACUUUGUUUGAAGUCUACUUAUCUUUAAACUCGACUACCGGCGAGUCAGAAUGGUUUAACAAGGCAGAAGUAUUACUUGAGCAAUACAAACACUUGCUAGAUGAUGAAUCCGUAUUACUCCUCAGCCACUUGUUCAAAUUCUCACCAGGCGAGGUUUCGGUAAAGGAAGGCAAUAACGACGAAGAAGGUCUAUUUGCAACUUAUCAAAUGAAGGAGGAUGUAGCAGGAUGCUUCAGGAUUUUGCAGAAACAUGGCGAAAGAAAACCACAGUUAUACAAAACCAUGCUUGAAUUUGUAAUUUCCAAACAGUCCGUUUUCGAAAAAGUGAGCGAUGGCGACAUUCAGACUCUUAUCAAGCAAGUGAGACACUAUAAGUUGGUUGAUCCGUUGGAAUUGCUUGAUUUAUUAACCAAUGGUGACGAGCCCCGCGAAUUUCUUACCUUUGGCAUUGUAAAAGAUUACUACAUGGAGCUUUUCAAUAACCAGCAACAGGAAAUAAGCAAUAAUGAGAAAUUGAUUGAAAUGUAUGAGCAAGAAUCUGUCAAGAAUUCAUUAAAGGUAUCAGAGUUGACGAGUCGCCCAUUUAUCAUACAAAACAACAAGUGUUCGCUAUGCAAAGCGAAAUUGGAUUUUCCCAUGGUGCAUUUCAAGUGCAAGCACUCGUUUCACCAAAAAUGUCUUUCAACAAGUCUAAUUGCACAUGGCAGCAGUAAUAGCUAUGGCGGCCAUAAUGGACACGGAAUUGGAGAAAGCUCACACAAGAGUGUGUACGCUAGAGACGAUGACGACUCCAAAUCCAAAUGUCCACUAUGUUUAAAAAGUCUUGACGAAAUGAAAUACGUCAAAGGGUCUCAAUACAAGUUGAAAGAACAGUACGAACCAUUUAUCAAUUCUUUACACGAGAGUACGGAUAAAUUUAGAUAUAUCGCUGAUAGUAUUGGCAAAGGUGUGAUGGAGAAUGAGUCAAUCACUAUAGACUAA